Mugil cephalus (flathead mullet) is the source of this 1218-nucleotide messenger RNA. RefSeq names its product dCTP pyrophosphatase 1 (gene dctpp1). Bases 120 to 647 code for a protein of 175 amino acids. Gene Ontology annotation, biological process: nucleoside triphosphate catabolic process. The record is from RefSeq and is a predicted model, not a curated record. The transcript has a single exon. Gene Ontology annotation, molecular function: nucleoside triphosphate diphosphatase activity. Lineage: Eukaryota; Metazoa; Chordata; Actinopteri; Mugiliformes; Mugilidae.
CGUCACUUCCGCUCGGACAACUGGCGGGAUUUAUCCACCUGGCAGCAGAGGAGCCCGGUUGUUGUUCACGCCUGUUUUUAGAACUUUUUGCGCGACACAUUUGACAAAAUACAUCCAACAUGAUGGCAACGAACGGAAAAGAUGCAUCUGGAGUGAAGGACGGAGUGUCGUCUAACCACAGCAGCGAAGAGUUUGCCAAGUCAAACGGAGAAGCAAGGGAAACUCCGGCCCCGUCCAAGCGGCAGAACGGAGUAGCAGAGCGGCCGCAGAGGUUCACCUUCAGCUCCGAGCCCACCGUCGAGGAUAUCCGGCGUAUGCAGGCCGAGUUUACGGACGAGCGGGACUGGAACCAGUUCCACCAGCCCAGGAACCUGCUGUUGGCCAUGGUCGGGGAGGUGGGCGAGGUGGCGGAGCUCUUCCAGUGGCGGGGAGAGGUGGCCGAGGGUCUUCCGGACUGGACCGAGUCCGAGCGGGAGCAGCUGGCGCAUGAACUUAGCGACGUGAUGAUCUACCUGGUGGAGCUCGCCGAGAAGUGUCGAGUCGACCUCCCCCAAGCAGUUCUGCGUAAAAUGGCUCUGAACCGACUCAAAUACCCGGCCAGCAAAGUGCAUGGCUCGGCCAAAAAGUACACCGAGUACAAGGACUGAGUGCAGGUGUGAAGAGGCUGUGGACUAUGACCUUCUAAUGACCAACAUUUUAUUAAUUAUUGGUUCAAAUUGCUUUUUUUUCUCUGGGUUGGCUCGUUUCUUAACCAUGAAUAAUUCUUGGCUGCGGUGCAUUUUCUGUCGCUUACAUAUACCUACAUUUAACAUGCCAAGCACUUGAUGAGUCCUACUGAAGUUAGCUUUUAAAUCCUGGUUUUAAGUCUGAGCAUUGCGGUGUCUGAGUCAGUGUGAGCCGGCGCUGCUUCAUUGUAACAGGAAAUCUAGCUGCUGUGCAGAGCCUCGGGGGAGGACUAGAAAGAACAUUUUAAAUUGAUUUUGCCUCCAGUUUAGGAGCGUGACAGUAGAAAAUCUGCUGGCGUUGAGCCGUUAUUGUACUGACUGACACCGGCAUAAAAAAUAGUAAGGAAGUGAGGGGAAAACGGUAAUUGUGUAUUGUUUAUAUAUAAGUUUCUUUGCUUUUUUUUUUUUUAAGUUGUCCUCAUUUCCUACCAAAUGUGGGGGUUUUGUUGUUGUCACAACUCGUUUCCCAAAGUAAAAGAUGCUCUAAAUCCUU